Closterium sp. NIES-65 is the source of this 1257-nucleotide messenger RNA. Lineage: Eukaryota; Viridiplantae; Streptophyta; Zygnematophyceae; Desmidiales; Closteriaceae. The record is from the annotation of a GenBank genome assembly.
AUGGAGGACCCGCGGCGCGACGCGGUGGCGGUGAUCGGCGCGCUGGUGACGCGACCGACGCUGCGGCGGCAGGCGGAGGUGAUUCGGCGGUGCUUCUCCCCGCGCGUGCGCUUCACCCACUUCCUCGUAGACGUCGCCAGUGGCGCCGCCGACCUCACCUGCAUCUACCAGAUGGCGCACGUGGUAUUGCAGUACCAGGGGGUGCGAGUGCACCGCGUGCUGUACGACCCUGUGGAGGACGCACUCACUCUCUACGUCACAGUCUUCACACGCCCGCUCUUCAAGCUCGGCUGCCUCGCCCACUUUGACCUCUGUGUGCUGCUCGAGCUUGAGGACAUCCCACUGGUAACGCCCACAUCCCAUCUUUCUGCGAACCCCCCCUCUCUGUUAGCCCCUCCCCCUGCAAGCCCCUCCCCCUGCAAGCCCCUCCCCCUGCAAGCCCCUCCCCCUGCAAGCCCCUCCCCCUGCAAGCCCCUCCCCCCUGCAAGCCCCUCCCCCUGCAAGCCCCUCCCCCUGCAAGCCCCUCCCCCUGCAAGCCCCUCCCCCUGCAAGCCCCUCCCCCUGCAAGCCCCUCCCCCUGCAAGCCCCUCCCCCUGCAAGCCCCUCCCCCUGCAAGCCCCUCCCCCUGCAAGCCCCUCCCCCCUGCAAGCCCCUCCCCCUGCAAGCCCCUCCCCCUGCAAGCCCCUCCCCCUGCAAGCCCCUCCCCCUGCAAGCCCCUCUCCAUGGGAGCUUCCGUUGCAAGAACGAGGUGACUGGCGACGAUCUUCUAUCCUGCUGCAAUGGCACGCUCUUUCACCCGUGUACCAUCCCUAUUAUCCCAUGGAAGACUAUCCCUUGCACGGCCUCACACCUCUUCCCCUACCUCCUACCAAGGAAGGCAGAACAUUGGAACCCUCUGCUGCCACACCAUCUGCCAUUCCUCCCACACCUGCCACUGCUGGCUCUGCCUCUGCAUCAGAGGCGGGGGGGAGCAGUCAGUUUGCUGGGGAGGAGGGGCGUGGGGCAGCAAGGACAGCAGCAGCACUGCCAGCAGCAGUGCGGCCGCUGAAGCGAGUGAAGUUUCAGAGAGACUUCUUCCAGCGCAACCCAGUCAUCUCGCACCUGCCGUUCAUUGGAGACCUCUACAACGCGCAUCUGCCCCGUCUGCUAGUGGGGGAGGCACAGGCGCGUCUCUUUAGGGGGUUGCGCUUCCUGCUCUCCCCGCUGCUGCCCAGGGAGGACGCCCGGGGGUUACUGGGCAGGUGGGAUGACGAGUGA